Molecule: messenger RNA, 5904 nt
Organism: Danio rerio (zebrafish)
Lineage: Eukaryota; Metazoa; Chordata; Actinopteri; Cypriniformes; Danionidae
Source: RefSeq, a predicted model, not a curated record
UUCAAGACGUUCACGCGUCAGCAACAGCUGCCCUGGAGCUCGCGCUGGCCUCGGGUUAUAGAGUCAGACUUCAGCUGGAAGACUGAAGACCAAAGACUGAAGGUUUUGUGGAAAUAUUUACCUCACUGUUAAAGGAGUUUAGUGUAGAGAUUCCCCGUUGAGGUGGUGUCUCUUCGCGAUGCCAAGAUGGCACGCCUGCUCCCUCCCACAGGCACCAGUGUGUUCCGCCGCUUCACCCCAGAGUCACUGGUGGAGAUCGAGAGGCUCAUCCAGGAGAAGAGCACCAGGGAGGAACUAGAGGGAGCCGAGGAGGAACCACAGGCACCGAGCAGCGAUCUGGAGGCGGGAAAAUGCCUGCCGAUGAUCUAUGGCGACCCCCCCGGGGAUCUCCUCAACACCCCUCUGGAAGACAUCGACCCCUUUUAUAAAACACAGAAAACUUUUAUUGUCAUAAGCAAGGGAAACACAAUCUUCAGGUUCUCUUCUGAACCGGCGAUGUUUUGCAUCAGUCCUUUUAGUAUUGUCAGAAGAGGAGCCAUCAAAAUUCUUAUACAUUCGUUAUUUAGCAUGUUCAUCAUGAUCACCAUCCUGUCCAAUUGCGUGUUCAUGACGAUGAGUAACCCUCCAGCCUGGAGUAAAACUGUCGAGUAUGUUUUUACUGGUAUAUAUACCUUUGAAGCGACUGUCAAAGUUUUAUCCCGAGGCUUCUGCAUUGGACCUUUUACAUUCCUCCGUGAUCCAUGGAACUGGCUUGAUUUCAUGGUGAUCAGCAUGGCGUACGUCACAGAGUUUGUAGACCUUGGCAAUGUGUCAGCACUGAGGACAUUUCGUGUGCUUCGAGCUCUCAAAACAAUCACAGUUAUUCCUGGUUUGAAAACCAUUGUUGGGGCUUUGAUUCAAUCUGUCAAGAAGAUGAUAGACGUCAUGAUUUUGACCAUCUUUGCACUGGCUGUAUUUGCCCUCAUUGGACUACAGCUGUUCAUGGGAAAUCUGCGCCAAAAGUGCAUCCGUUGGCCCAUUCUCAACAGCACCAUCUUUGACGUCUACAACUCCAACAUGGUCAAUGACACCACCCUCAACGUUACCGAUACUUUCGAUUUCAAAGCUUACAUAAGCAAUGAAGAAAACCAAUACUUUCUGGAAGGAAGUUUAGAUGCUUUACUAUGUGGCAACAGUUCUGAUGCUGGGAGAUGUCCAGAAGGAUACACGUGUAUGAAAGCUGGUCGAAACCCAAACUAUGGCUAUACAAGCUAUGACAACUUUGGAUGGGCCUUUCUCGCCCUCUUCAGACUCAUGACCCAGGACUUUUGGGAGAAUCUUUUCCAGCUGACCCUUCGUGCUGCUGGGAAGACUUACAUGAUCUUCUUCGUGGUGGUCAUCUUCCUGGGCUCUUUCUACCUCAUCAAUCUGAUCUUGGCUGUGGUUGCAAUGGCAUACGACGAGCAGAAUGAGGCCACAUUGGCCGAGGCUCGUGACAAAGAAGAGGAGUUUCAAAGAUUACUUGAGCAGCUCAAGAACCAAGAGACAGGCAGUAAAGCAUCUUUGGCCAGCCAGAAAACACAAAGUCGAGGGUCAAACCGGACAGGUUCCCUGCACGAUCUUGCAGAUGAAGAUGUCAUAAAGGACUGUAAUGGCCGAAUAGUACCUCGCCUUAUUGUCAACAGAGUUUCCUCUAACAAAGAGUUAUCAGCAGAAGAGGACCAGAAGUCUCUGAGUUCAAAACACAGCAUGCAGUACUUGGACCAGCCCAAACUCUCCAAGAGAACAGCUAGUGCUCUCAGUGUACUCACUGCAACUAUGGAGGGGUUGGAGGAUGCCCAGAGGCCUUGUCCCCCUGGCUGGUAUAAGUUUGCGGAUAUGUUCCUUAAAUGGGACUGCUGCGCUCCCUGGAUCUUGUUUAAGAAGUGGGUUCAUUUUGUAGUGAUGGACCCAUUCGUUGACCUGGGUAUCACCAUCUGCAUUGUGCUCAAUACACUGUUCAUGGCCAUGGAGCAUUACCCUAUGAGUCCACAUUUUGAACAUGUCCUCUCAGUGGGCAACUUGGUGUUCACAGGAAUCUUCACAGCUGAAAUGGUGUUCAAGCUUAUAGCUAUGGACCCUUACUACUACUUCCAGGUGGGCUGGAACAUUUUUGACAGCAUCAUUGUCACACUCAGCCUGGUGGAGUUGGGACUGGCCAACGUUCAGGGAUUGUCCGUUCUAAGGUCCUUUCGUUUGCUACGUGUCUUCAAACUGGCUAAAUCUUGGCCCACCCUUAACAUGCUGAUCAAGAUCAUCGGCAACUCAGUGGGUGCUCUAGGGAACCUAACACUUGUUCUGGCCAUCAUUGUCUUCAUCUUUGCCGUGGUGGGCAUGCAGCUUUUUGGAAAAAGCUACAAGGACUGCGUUUGUAAGAUCUCUGAGGAUUGCGAGCUGCCCCGCUGGCACAUGAACGACUUCUUCCACUCAUUCCUCAUCGUCUUUCGGAUCUUAUGUGGAGAGUGGAUUGAGACUAUGUGGGACUGCAUGGAGGUGGCAGGAGCUAGCAUGUGUUUGAUAGUCUUCAUGAUGGUCAUGGUCAUCGGAAACCUUGUGGUGCUGAAUCUGUUUCUGGCCCUGCUGCUUAGCUCCUUCAGUGGAGAUAACCUGUCUGGAGGUGAUGAUGAUGGAGAGAUGAACAACCUUCAGAUUGCCAUUGGCCGCAUCACCAGGGGUAUCGAUUGGGUUAAAGCCUUAGUUGCCAGUAUGGUGCAACGGAUUCUGGGAAAGAAACCUGAUAAUACCAAAGAGGAAGGGGAGGGAGACAUAGAACUGUACGCUUUAAAUCACCUUGAUGAAGGAAAAAUGGCAGAUGGUUUGACCAACUGUUUGUCUCCAACAUUGACUGUACCUAUUGCUCGUUGUGAGUCUGAUGUGGAGGAAGAUGAGGACUCUGAAUCUUCUGAUGAGGAAGACGCAAAGGCCACUCUUAAUGAUGGUGACUCUUCGGUUUGUAGCACAGUGGACUACCAGCCUCCAGAACCUGAGCCUGAACCUGAAGAGGUAGAAGAAGAGGAACCAGAACCUGAAGAACCAGAGGCCUGUUUCACAGAGGGCUGUAUUAGGCGAUGUGCAUGUUUGAGUGUUGACAUCACAGAAGGAUGGGGUAAAAAAUGGUGGAACCUCAGAAGGACAUGCUUCACCAUCGUUGAGCAUGAUUACUUUGAGACCUUCAUCAUCUUUAUGAUCCUCCUUAGCAGUGGAGCACUGGCUUUUGAGGAUAUCAACAUUGAGAGGCGCAGAGUGAUCAAGACCAUUCUGGAGUAUGCUGAUAAAGUCUUUACAUAUAUUUUUAUAGUGGAGAUGUUACUGAAGUGGGUGGCAUAUGGCUUCAAGACCUACUUCACUAAUGCAUGGUGCUGGCUGGACUUCCUCAUUGUGGAUGUGUCUCUGGUCAGUUUAACGGCUAAUUUAAUGGGCUACUCUGAGCUGGGGGCAAUCAAAUCUCUCAGGACACUUAGAGCUCUUCGUCCACUUCGAGCCCUAUCCAGAUUUGAAGGAAUGAGGGUGGUAGUGAAUGCACUUGUAGGUGCCAUUCCCUCUAUUUUUAACGUGCUCCUGGUGUGUCUGAUAUUCUGGCUCAUCUUCAGCAUUAUGGGGGUCAAUCUGUUUGCCGGAAAAUUCUACCACUGCAUCAACACCACCACAGAGGAACGGAUCCCCAUGGAUGUAGUCAACAACAAGAGUGACUGCAUGGCACUGAUGUACACCAACGAGGUGCGAUGGGUCAAUGUCAAGGUCAACUACGACAACGUGGGACUCGGCUACCUCUCUCUGCUGCAGAUUGCCACAUUCAAAGGCUGGAUGGAUAUCAUGUAUGCUGCAGUGGAUUCUAGAGAGGUGGAUGAGCAGCCAUCAUAUGAAAUCAACCUUUACAUGUACCUUUAUUUUGUUAUUUUCAUCAUUUUUGGCUCCUUUUUUACUCUCAACCUCUUUAUUGGUGUCAUCAUUGACAACUUCAAUCAGCAAAAAUCAAAGUUUGGAGGGAAAGACAUUUUCAUGACUGAGGAACAGAAAAAGUAUUACAAUGCCAUGAAGAAGCUGGGUGCAAAGAAACGUCCAAAACCUAUACCUCGACCAUCAAAUAUUAUCCAGGGUUUGGUGUUUGACUUCAUAUCAAAACAGUUCUUUGACAUUUUUAUCAUGGUGCUAAUCUGCCUCAACAUGGUGACCAUGAUGAUAGAGACGGAUGACCAGAGUGCUGAGAAAGAAUAUGUCCUGUACCAGAUCAAUCUGGUCUUCAUCGUCGUCUUCACAAGUGAAUGUGUACUUAAAUUAUUUGCACUCAGACAGUACUUUUUCACUAUUGGCUGGAACGUCUUUGAUUUUGUUGUAGUCAUCCUUUCUAUUGCAGGUCUAAUGUUAUCAGACAUCAUUGAGAAGUACUUUGUGUCUCCUACUUUGUUUCGUGUCAUCAGACUUGCAAGAAUCGGCCGUGUGCUGCGUCUCAUCAGAGGGGCGAAGGGCAUUCGGACCCUUUUGUUUGCCUUGAUGAUGUCACUUCCUGCCCUUUUCAACAUUGGACUGCUUCUGUUCCUGAUCAUGUUCAUCUUCUCCAUCUUUGGCAUGUCUAACUUUGCCUAUGUGAAAAAGCAGGCAGGCAUCGAUGACAUCUUCAACUUUGAAACAUUUGGUGGCAGCAUUAUCUGCCUGUUUGAGAUCACAACCUCGGCAGGCUGGGACGGCCUUCUGCUGCCUAUUCUAAACAGUGGCCCUCCUGAUUGUGACCCUGACUUUGAAAACCCUGGUACAGAUGUGCGGGGAAACUGCGGGAAUCCUGGCAUGGGCAUCAUGUUUUUCUGCAGUUACAUCAUCAUGUCAUUCCUGGUGGUCGUGAACAUGUACAUCGCCAUCAUUCUGGAGAACUUCAACAAUGCUCAAGAGGAAAGUGGAGACCCGCUCUGUGAGGAUGACUUUGAUAUGUUUGAUGAAACAUGGGAAAAGUUUGACGUCGAUGCUACGCAGUUUAUUGAAUACGACCGCUUGUUUGACUUUGUCGAUGCCCUGCAGGAGCCUUUACGAAUUGCCAAACCCAACCGUCUCAAGCUGAUCUCCAUGGACAUCCCCAUUGUAAACGGCGACAAAAUCCACUCUCAGGAUAUACUUUUAGCAGUGACCCGGGAAGUACUUGGCGACACUAUUGAGAUGGAUGCCAUGAAGGAGAGCAUCGAAGCCAAGUUCAUCAUGAACAACCCCACAUCUGCCUCGUUUGAGCCAAUCAUCACCACUCUCAGGAGGAAGGAGGAAGAGCGAGCAGCCAUUGCGGUUCAAAGAAUAUACCGUAGGCAUCUUCUCAAGCGUGCCAUCCGCUAUGCCUGCUUCAUGCGCCAAUCAAAGAGGAAAGUUAGGAAUCCCAACGACAAUGAACCUCCUGAAACUGAAGGGUUGAUUGCAAGGAAGAUGAAUACCCUAUAUGGCAGCAAUCCAGAACUUGCCAUGGCUCUUGAAUUGGAGACUAGGCCAAUGCGGCCAAAUUCACAGCCUCCUAAACCAAGCCAGGUCACACAGACCAGAGCAUCAGUGACCUUCCCUAGGCCGCAAGGACAGCUCAUCCUCCCAGUGGAGCUCACCAGUGAGGUGAUCCUCCGGUCUGCACCCACUACACACAGCUUCAACAGUUCAGAGAAUGCAACAACGAUAAAGGAGUCAAUAGUAUAACUAGCAGACAAUUCCUGUGGACUAAAAGACAAUCCUUGUGGUGUUAAAUGGAGUGUCAUCUGAACAACAGAAACUCCGAAACUGGAUAUCUUAAAGGAUUACACGGAACUGCUUCAGUGUGACAGCAUUGGAAGGCUAUUUUACUUGGGAGAACUUUUUUAUUCUUUGAUUGAAACUUUUCUAUUCAGUAUUUUUGCUUAUUUGUUCCCAAUUAAAAAUGUCCCAGUA